Messenger RNA from Drosophila hydei, 2078 nucleotides. RefSeq lists its product as uncharacterized. The transcript is spliced from 2 exons. The record is from RefSeq and is a predicted model, not a curated record. Lineage: Eukaryota; Metazoa; Arthropoda; Insecta; Diptera; Drosophilidae. The coding region runs from base 190 to 1719 and encodes 509 amino acids.
GUACAAAAUUUCUCCUGUAGAAAGUAAAAAUUUUAUAACGCCGUACUUGAGCAAUUUCUAAUUGGUUGCAAACCACAAAGAGAAUAGGAUUCGUAUGCGAAUUGAUAAAAAUUAUCAAAUUAUUUUUUAGAAAUUUGACUUUAGAAAUUUGUGCUGUAUUGAGUCGUUUGAAGCUUAAACGCUAACAAAAUGAAUAAUCUACAUGGAUUAGGCUCUCUGCGCUUGCUGCCCUUUGGAGGCCCCACUCAAAAUCCAGUUUCCGCUAUUUUGAGCACUUAUCGAUCGGUACGUUCUCGCUUGAUAAGAAAGAUGUCGGUUGCCAUGAUACGAAGACGAUCGAACUUAAGCUUCUUGGAGAAGAGAUCGAUUGAUGGAGAGUCCAAUGCAGCAACUGGGUGUGCACGACUGCCAAUAGCAAUGCGCCGCUAUCCAAAGACGCGGACACCCAAUCGGGGUAACAAUGACCCAUUGAUGCUGCCCACAUCGAAUGUCUGGGCCAGUUUUCAUUCACAACGGAGCUAUACGACAAUGGGCGAAAGAUUUGAGAGAGCCAAAAUGUUGAAGAGGCCCAAGGAUAGGAUCGACCGCCCAUUGGUGCCAAUGCUAGUAUUUCAAACCGAACCAAAAUACCAAGGGAAUCUGGCAGCCGACAGGAAUGAACAGGUCAUAUCGGGGAGCAAAAUGCUGAAGCUCCUGCGCGACGCUAAGAAGCCAGUCGAAGGGGGGAAGCCAGACAAAUCGCAGAAACCACUGUUGCCCAUAAUGCAUAUACACGAUAAGACGGAUCAAUUGGUGAAGGCCCGUGCAGUGCGCAGCUCCCGAGACAUGCGGCCAUUUAUACAUCCGAAGCGCCAACGGAUACCACCCGUUAUAAGAGAUCGCGCACAAAGCCUAAUAUGCAUGGAUCCGGUGUUGAAAUUCGCAACGGCUGAUAUGCCCUUCUUGAAUACAACCGACAAUCCGUCGCGUUACCUAGAAACUUAUGAGACGCGUCUGAGGGCGUUGCGUCAGUCAAAACCACUCAAGCUGAAAGUGCCAACGGCAUCGAAUAGCGGUAACUUGCAUUUACGAAAUCGUUUAGUCCAGAGGUCCUUGAGCCAAAGAAGCCACCGUCCGACAAGUUUUUCACCAAAGCAAGAAUUUCACGGGUCCCCAAUGCAGUUGCCCAGUAUUAAGCCAUUCAAGAAGUCGAUGCCCUACAACAAGCGUAGCACGAAGCUCACGCGCCCCAAAAAGAUUGUAGAAAAGCCGGUUGAGAAUCUGGUUAAGCAGGUUAGGAAGAUCAAACAUAAGGAGCGGGAUAAUCUCAACAAUUUACUGGGGGAUCUAUUGGAUCAAAAUUCAUCCAAACAAAAAGUUGGGGCGAUUGAAUUCCACAAGAUAUCGCCGCUUUCCAAGCUGGUCACUACCAGCAUGGAGGGUCGCAGCAAAUUGCAUACUCGGGCCUUUGAAAAUCAACUGAAGACGCCGACGCUAUAUACAAGUCAGACAUUCAGGAAUCACAAUAUGUCGACAGGUGCCAGUCGACGUUCCACAUUAUUGGGUCACCAGGCAGUAGUGCGAGCCAGAGCCAGGCAGGAGAAUAAAUUGAGCUUGCUAUUGAAUGCCGAUACCCAAUACCAGAGCGAGGACGACGGGGACGACGACGACGACGACGGCGACGACGGCGACGAUGAUAAAAAUGAUGAAAACAAAACCGACAAUGACGACAUUAACUAAAGCCGCCGGCUACAACAGCUAUAACAAACUAAAACAUGACAUGAGACUAAAUAUACAAAGUAUAAAAUCAUUGCCAAACAACAAUAUGCAUCUCUCUCUCUUUUUCUCUCUUUCUGUUCGCAACUACCUACAUAUUUAUGCCUUGCUCCAAAUUCUGGUUUUAUUCAUCGGGAGAAGUCAAAGCACCUUUUCAUCAAUCUCGGCUGCGCACGCAAAUUCGGUGUGAAAAAUUUAAAUCAAAAAAAAAUUAAAUCAAAUAUGGAAAUCAUCUAAAUGUAACAAAACAAAAAAAAACCAAAAAAAAAGAAACAUUAUUUGUAAAAUGACUAUUUAUAACAGUUUGUACGAAUAAACAUGAC